AGUUAUUAAAUUAAGUUAAUCAAUAAUAACAUUGCCAACCAUGAAAUUAGGCUAAUUACGUAAUCAGAUCGCGUGUAUUAGCUUGAAAACAAAGCAACCUCAGCUGUCAAAUGCGAUCAACAAAAAUGCAAUUGCAAUUAACAUAAUAAAUCUAUGUAACACAGUGAUCAAAGUUAACGUCGUAAUAGGUUAAACUUUAAAAAGCAUUGGACCGUGAAGAAAAAGGCAUUAAAUAAUAAGGUUAAUUAAAUAAAUGUCGCUGUUACGCUAAAUUGCAUUUUUUAUGCUAAUGACAAGCUAACACAACUAGCGCACCUGUUGAUAGUCAAUGGGAAAAGUCCGCAAACUCCGCUUUCAUUUUAGAGAUAAAUACAGACAAAUAUAUAUAGUAAUGGAGCUUUUAGAAAACAAAACGCACCAGUGAGCGGUUUCAGUUCCCUCUUAGCAGUUUGUUGUGAAGUGGACUGCUGGAAAAGGAGAAAUCGAUCUUUCUCCGGAAGACUCAGCUGCCACUGAGCUAACACUCUAGGCAUUUCGUUCAGAUAAACCUAACAUUUCGGUGCCGGUGCCCAAAACACCUGAGGACUCCAGCGGACGUUAAGAAUCCAGAAAGACCGUGACCACGGCCCUCUGCUACGAGGUGACAUACCCUUUCCGGGCUGGUUAUCUUCUCGCCGGUUGGAGUCUGACGGUUGACGGGGAACCGAGGGAGAAAGGCAACAGACUGUGAGUAGGCCUUUUGUUAAAAAGCGAGUGACUGGGGGUCAUUGCGCGUAGAGAAACCCUAUAAAUCCUAGGCUCUAAUAGGUGAAAGGGCGGCGGAGCCCCACUACUAGAUGUAAUUUGACAGGCUAGUGAGUAAAAGUCCGUUAAUACAGGAUGGCGGAGUCCUUCCAGGGUUAAAUUCCGUUGGCGCAGAGAAAAUAAGAAAAUAAAUAAAAAUUUAAAAACUGAAAAUAAUAAAAACUGAGUGUGAAUGGUUGUGUGAAUGGAAGAUAAUAACCACUAGGUUGUUGUCCUCAUACCAAUCGAUUGAGAAAGGAAAUAGUGAGUCUUUGUGGAUGUAGAGACAAGAUUUCUCCACCUUGACGGGUUGAAGUGAGAAAUACCACAAAGAUAAUUUAAUCACUAUCUCAAUCAAGAAAAGUUAAACCGGUUCUUAGAGACCUCCCCAGGAGUGAUAGGACUGGUCCAAAUUCUUUUAAUAUGGGUAACAAACAUUCUACAGGGAGACCUAGAGAUAGGUUGAAGUGUAAAGAUUAUAAAGUUCUUGAAAAUAAUGACAAGAGUAACGUUAAAUAUUUGGAUAAAUGGAUAACAAAAUACAAUUUUGAGGGGCGACUUAAUGUGUCAGACCUUGAGGCACUGCGCGCACAGAUUAAAGAAAGAACCAAAAAUAAUGAAAGGAAAAUGCGUAAAAAUGGCAUUAGAGAGUUAGACAAUUGGUUAGACACAGCCAGACUUAAAGAGAGCCGUCUGAAAAGAAAGCAGGAAAAUAAAGAAAUUCAAUCGAAAGCCGACACAAUGCUUUUCCAAAACAAAGACGACUAUGAGACAGUUGUUGCUAGUAGACGCCCACUACAACCACCUGCACAACAACUCCCACAUGAUAUGGCUACACCAGUGAAGGACAGCCCUGCUGCAAGCGCUGCAUUCCUUCCUCCGCCUUAUGCUACGGGGGGGCACGACACUUCAGACAAAACAUACCCUGACCUAGAGCCGCUUAUGUCUACGCAGGCAGGAGUCUCCACUCGCAGCGCGGCGACGAGACGAUAUCAGUGGUCCAAAACAAUGGGGGGAGGGUUAGAGGAACACUUUCCCACAGCACCUGAGCCAGAGGCCUCCACAUCGCAAGGCCAGACAGCGGUCACUAAAACUGACCUCUUCGAUAUGAUAGCUGUGGCCAACCCUCGAGCAGGUGACGAAAACCAGAGUGAGAUUAUAUUUGUAUACAGAACUUGGACAGCUGAGGAUGUAAAGAAGGCCGUAGAAGGCAUUACACCUUACAAAGACGAUGUAAAUCAGUUCUGUAUUGAAAUGGAGGCUCUCAGAGACUCCUAUAAAUUAAAUGGUCUUGAGACGCAGCAGGCCUGGAUGGCUGCGCUGGGCUUCAAUUGGAGCCAUGUCAGAGGUGACUGGGAUCCCUCAGGAACUGAUGGUAAAUCCCUAAAACAUGAUGCUCAGGACUUGACUGUCAGAGUACAAGCCCUGGCAGAGAGAACUAAAACUAGAUACAAGAAACUGGCUAAUUAUGGUGAAAUUUCCAGAACCAAACAAAAAGAAGAUGAAAAAUUUGAGGACUUCAAAAUUAGAAUGACCAAAGUGUUUAAAACUCACUCGGGAUUAGAAGAAAGUGAUGAUGUGCAGGGUCCGUAUCAACAACAGCUCAAAAACGCAUUACAUGCAGGUGUAACUGAAAGUAUUAGACAAUGGUUGGAUAAACACUUUUAUGGAAUGGCUAGUUCAACAUUAGAAGACUAUGUCAAUCAUGCUAUUCAUGCGGAGAAAGUUGUGAUAGAGAAGAACAAAAAGAAAGAUAAAGAAGUAAAGAUGUUCCUCAAGAAGGAUGGCUCAAUUUAUUAUAAAGGAGGAGCACAGAAUAAAAAAGGCAGAGGGGGUUUCCAACAUAGAGGGAGAGGUAGACGACGCUAUCACAAUCAAAUUGGCAGUCAGACCCAAUAUCCUAACACUCAGAGCACAAUAGUCUGCUGGUCCUGUGGCAAGUCAGGACAUAAGGCUAAGAACUGCAAGAAUAACUCGAGGAACACAAAUCAGGCUGUGCACGGGGGGGUCCCCAGUGAGUACAAGUUAGUGGAUCAAAUAGCCUCAGGCUUUGAAAGUUUCCCAAUUUUGCCCGCUAUAUUUCCAGUAACACCAAAUAAGAAUUAACUACAUCCAUUAUAAUGUUCAAAAACUAGGCAACUACACCCAGGCUGGAUUUGAGGCAGUGCAUGAGCAAUAAGCAGCAACUUCUCUGAUGGCGUUCCAAAAUCGUAUCGCAUUAGAUAUGCUCCUCGCUGAGAAAUCUGUGUGUGAGAUUUUUGGUGACCAGUGCUGCACCUUCAUCCCUAACAACACUGCAUCUGAUGGUAGCUUGACUAGGACCACUGAAGGCCUACGGACCCUUAACAAGCGCCUUAAAGAGCAGUCUGGUGUUGACCAGUCCAUGUGGGAUGACUGGAUGGAUGUAUUUGGAAAAUACAAGUCCACUGUGUCCUCUGCGCUGAUCUCCAUAGCCAUUUUCGCCGGUUUAUUGACGUUGUGUGGAUGUUGUUGUAUUCCCUGCAUCCGAGAAUUACUUAAUAGACUGAUCACCACUGCAAUUGCCCCAUAUCCUGACAAUAAGGCAGUGCAAGCACAUUUGUUGGCUGGUGAUGAUUCAUACAUUGGGGACUCCUCCUCCUUGGCUCUCACUUCUAUUUAAUCAUGACGCAGAAAUACACGACUAAAAUAACAUUACCUCCGAGUGUAAAUAUAUAAUUGCUCGACUAUGAAAUCAUAACUGAAAAUCGAAAGAAGUAGUUAUGAAUUGAUUCUUCUUUAGCAAAUAUAUAAUAAACAGGAGGGAAAUGUCAGAAUAAUUUUAUUAUCCCAUAUUUGCUAAAUACUUGUGUGAUAUUCUAGGCCUAUGAGUUAACCAUUUAUGUACUACAAUUCUUUGAUUUAUAAUGUA
This is a messenger RNA of Boleophthalmus pectinirostris (great blue-spotted mudskipper), 3673 nucleotides long. RefSeq lists its product as uncharacterized. The record is from RefSeq and is a predicted model, not a curated record. Gene Ontology annotation, molecular function: nucleic acid binding; zinc ion binding. The coding region runs from base 1207 to 2889 and encodes 560 amino acids. The transcript is spliced from 2 exons. NCBI's taxonomy places the organism in Eukaryota, Metazoa, Chordata, Actinopteri, Gobiiformes, Gobiidae.